UCAAUUUUCUGCUCACAGUCCGUGAAAUACGUACAUUGCUACCGGACAACAACGGGGGGGGGGGGGGGGGGGGGGGGUUGGUUUGUGCAAUUAUUCGUUUUUGUUGACUUAACAAAACAGCAGAGUUUGAGACUAAUUUGGUUGGGAAUAAUUAUACUUCGCACUCUACGUUUGUUUCUGAACCUAUCUUUAAGAUGAACGAAGAAAAAAAUGUGAUAACAUAGAAUCUCUUCCACAAAUUAGCAGAAAUGAAUAUGUAAAGCUUUCCCAGUCCACUACACAGAAUUGUGCAACUGCUAUCCAACUCCUCAUACACAUUACACAGACGCCCACUAAACCGAGACACGUGAUUCUAACGCCGUUAACGCCAUCUGGGAAUAUAGGUGUUGGUAUCCAGCUGGCAGAGAAAAUCUUUCAGGUUCCCAACUUCCACAGUACUCUUAAUUAAAAUAAACGCUUUGUGGAACGAGACAAUUUGGUUCUUCUGCGCUACAUAGACGUUAUUCUUCAUAAUUUAAAAGACGUCGUUGCGUUUCAAGGACCAUAAUAUUCUUAUUCCUUAGCCACCGAUCAUCAAUGGCGAACGAUGCAAAUUAACUUUCAGAGCGAUUCAAAAACCCACGAAGCAGAAACUUUAUUAUUGACAACAAUUAUUCUUAGGUUUUUUGACCAAUGAAAAGAAUAUUCGGCUGCGGUACAAUUUCUGAUAUAACAUUAUUGAAAUUAAGUGAAUAAACUAAUGUACAAAAAUUUUACAUUUAAAAUUUUAUUUCCUUGCUUCGCCAUGUUGCCAACAUCAUGUUGAGUCCCAACCAUGCUUCUAGCAACAUGAUCGAUAGAUGGCGGGCUUCCCGCCUGUACACUUCCUUGCUAUUGGCUGAGCUGAAUCACGUGGCUGCUUUCAUACUUUCACCAGUAGAUUCGUUUGGCGGGUAGGCAUAGCGUUGGUAGCAAACGGCAUUGGAGAUACGUUAGCAAUGGCUGGUGGAAAAGCUGGUAAAGACUCCGGUAAAGCGAAGGCGAAGGCUGUUUCGCGGUCAGCAAGGGCAGGAUUACAGUUUCCUGUCGGAAGAAUACACAGACAUUUGAAGAACAGGACAACAAGCCACGGCCGCGUUGGAGCAACGGCAGCUGUUUAUAGCGCAGCUAUCUUGGAAUAUUUGACCGCGGAGGUCCUGGAGUUAGCCGGCAAUGCAUCGAAGGAUUUGAAAGUGAAACGUAUAACUCCUCGUCAUCUCCAGUUAGCUAUCAGAGGAGAUGAAGAGCUGGAUAGCUUAAUUAAAGCUACCAUCGCGGGUGGUGGUGUUAUACCACACAUCCACAAAUCUCUUAUUGGCAAGAAGGGUUCACAGAAGCCAGCAUAAUGUGUAAUGUGGUGUUAUGUGAGGACACUAGUUUCAAUAAGAAAGCAGUGACUGAACUUUGCAUGAAAUUGUGGAAUUUCAAGAAUGUGGUCAGACGUUGAAGACUGUUCAUUUGCAUUUAAAAGUUAUUCAUUACAUUAAAGACUACUUCUAUGACAAUGUUAAAACACAACAGCAAAUUCUGGGCACGUUUCACUAAUUGAGUGAAGUUGAUGUUAGGGGUAUAGUUAUUUUAAAUGUUUUUGAAAUGUCUUAAAUUUAUUGAUACAGUCACAACAUUAAUGUUAAGCAUUCAUUAGUUUUAGAUAUCAUUCGCCAUAAACAUAUUUUUGACAUUAAGUAUUAAAUAUGUAGAAAAUAUAUUCAUUUCAUAUAAAA
Messenger RNA from Schistocerca gregaria, 1742 nucleotides. It is a transcript of the gene His2Av, whose product is annotated as histone H2A.V. NCBI's taxonomy places the organism in Eukaryota, Metazoa, Arthropoda, Insecta, Orthoptera, Acrididae. The record is from RefSeq and is a predicted model, not a curated record. Gene Ontology annotation, molecular function: structural constituent of chromatin; DNA binding; protein heterodimerization activity. Gene Ontology annotation, cellular component: nucleosome. The transcript has 5 exons. Bases 978 to 1364 code for a protein of 128 amino acids.